AUGACUGCCCGAAUCGAGAGCGUGCUCGCAGCCAGAAAGCCCUCCUUGACUGAUGAAAACGACUGGGAGGAGUUCGCCCUGACAGACGUCAAAGUCAGGGUCCCCGGGAAAUCUCGCUUUGCAAAUCUGCUAUCGGCCUCCCCUAAGAAUCCUGUUACAGUCACUGGCCUUUUGGAAUUGGUAGAAAGUGCUCAAGAGUCCCUUGUACUGGAUGAUGACUACCCUACCAAACGAGUGAUUAUCGAAAAUGUGACACAUUAUGCCUAUGGCCAGCAUGACGACGGUGAAGUCGGAAUUUGGGUUGCGGGUGCGCCGGGAUGGUUCGCUAUUUCUCCUGCCAGGGCAUUCAGGCCGAUAUACAGUGAUAUGGCCGAGGCGGUGGACCUCCUGUACUUUCUAGCAGACAAACACCGAGCGAGGGGUCGAAAACGAAAGCAAUUGCAACCUACCAUGGAUCACAUUUUCAACCAGUAUGUGAGACAUACCCACGGAGCCUGUGAGGAUGCAGAUGACGUCGAGGAAGUGCUUGAAAAACAUCAUGCUUUCCUCAUUUCACAAAUGCUACUAGGGAAAGAAAACGUUGAUUGGGCGCCAACUCCCAUAUAUAGAUACUUCGAGGAGAAGCACAAAGAGCUCUUUGAAGAUUCGGGAGCAGCAGAGGCUGCAAGCAGCCCUGAAUCGGAGAAUGAAGAAGAGAGUGAUGAUGAUGAUGAUGAUGAAGCUGACGAAAAGGCCCAGGCGGAUACAAUAUUUGAGGCUAUUUUGGAUAUGAACGAGUCUGGACGGACGUAUAAAGGUUUCAUGACACUGAAAACCACGGCAGAAUACUUAAUGACACGGUUUGAGAUGGAUUCCUUGGAUUAUGCUAUAAAUCUGAUGAAGGCACGAGCGGGAUACUUAAUACAGAUGAUGGACAAUGCCCGGUCUUUGUCAACUGUUGACUGGUCGCGAAAAAGGAUCUAUAAACAACUGAAAACAAUUAAACCCUCAACACCCUUACCGGAUAUUCGCAAUACCCCUUUACAUCCUCGGUCGACAAAUGCCCAAGAAGAUUCCCCAUCUUCUGCUGAGGGAAGCGAAGAAGAUGAAUUACCGAGAAGGAGACGAGCCCAAAUGUCGAUACUGCGACCAAAACUCAGCUCUGCUCCCUCGAAACGCACUGGUGGUAAAUCUAGCAAAAACCCAGCCAGCGAAUCAUCGAGCUCAGACCUUGAGAUGGACAACAUGGAAAAAGACGACACUCCAACCAAGCCUGGAGGCCAUCAAUUAAUACAGAACUCAGCCCUUAUAGUCAUGGACACAACUGCUACUCCGUCCAACCCCCCUACCCCCGAACCUAAUGGAGUUAGGUCCGACGAGUCAUCCAACAAUAUCCUCCCAGCCAGAGGCGACAUUACUACUUCUCUCCCCCCCUCCAAAGAACCUGAUACUGAGUUACCUCCAGACACUUGGGUUUGUCCUGCACUUGGGUGCAACAAAACGAUCUACAAGGCCAGCUCGAAGAGGUCGAAAGACGCGAUCUUCGAUCACUCGCUCGUCCACGCAGAAGAUACGCAAACGAAAUUGAAUCUCGUCGUUUCGGAGCAACGCUUGAAUGUCAAUGCGUGCGUUAGUCACCUUCUGGACAAAAUUAGGGAUUUCGGCUCUCACCAGGAAGGCGCCAGUGAAUCGCUCUUAGAUGAACAUGAUGGUCAUGAUUCAAAAAGAAUCAAAUCUUAA
Molecule: messenger RNA, 1719 nt
Organism: Ophidiomyces ophidiicola
Lineage: Eukaryota; Fungi; Ascomycota; Eurotiomycetes; Onygenales; Onygenaceae
Exons: 4
Coding region: 1-1719 (572 amino acids)
Source: RefSeq, a predicted model, not a curated record